Messenger RNA from Coregonus clupeaformis (lake whitefish), 6494 nucleotides. RefSeq names its product protein phosphatase 1A. Lineage: Eukaryota; Metazoa; Chordata; Actinopteri; Salmoniformes; Salmonidae. The record is from RefSeq and is a predicted model, not a curated record. Gene Ontology annotation, biological process: negative regulation of canonical NF-kappaB signal transduction; positive regulation of canonical Wnt signaling pathway; positive regulation of canonical NF-kappaB signal transduction. The coding region runs from base 323 to 1477 and encodes 384 amino acids. Gene Ontology annotation, cellular component: nucleus; cytosol. The transcript is spliced from 6 exons. Gene Ontology annotation, molecular function: manganese ion binding; magnesium ion binding; protein serine/threonine phosphatase activity.
GCUAGCUAGGUGCAGGCUGUCUGUCAAGCUGUCAAGUGAAGAGGCUGGGGCUUUCGGCUUGACACUAUAUUGGCCAUAACAGCUCCGGCCUAAAAGUUUAGAGGGACAUUUGAAAUAUACUUUACGUCGCCAAAUGAGAUAAAGUAAUGCAUCCCUGGUUUACUUAGAACAGGGAGUUCCUCACUUUCACAAAUUGAUGUACUGAGAGGUGAUUGCUAGCUAACGUUACCCGCAAACUCUCCAUCUUGUUGGUGUUUCUGUCGCAGCUUCUGUCGCUGUCUUUACACUUUCAAAACAGCUCUUUCUGAUUUUGGGGGAUACAAUGGGGGCGUUUUUGGACAAGCCAAAGAUGGAGAAGCACAAUGCUCAUGGUGAGGGGAACAGUCUGACCUAUGGCCUGAGCAGCAUGCAGGGCUGGAGGGUGGAGAUGGAGGAUGCGCACACUGCAGUCAUUGGCCUGCCUCAUGGGCUCGACCCUUGGUCCUUCUUUGCGGUCUAUGAUGGGCAUGCUGGAUCCCAGGUGGCUAAAUACUGCUGUGGGCACCUUCUGGAGCACAUCACCAGCAACCCAGACUUCCAGAGUGCUCUGGAGCCGGAACCCAACGUAGAGCGUGUGAAAACCGGCAUCCGCACAGGUUUCCUGCAGAUUGACGAGCACAUGCGGUCCAUCUCUGAGAAGAAGCACGGUGUGGACCGCAGCGGCUCCACUGCGGUGGGGGUCAUGAUUUCCCCAGGCCACAUCUACUUCAUCAACUGUGGAGACUCCCGGGGUCUUCUAAGCCGUGGAGGAGCUGUGCACUUCUUCACACAGGACCACAAGCCCAGCAACCCACUGGAGAAGGAGAGGAUCCAGAACGCAGGUGGCUCUGUCAUGAUCCAGCGAGUGAAUGGCUCUCUGGCAGUGUCCCGGGCCCUGGGGGACUUUGACUACAAGUGUGUGCAUGGAAAGGGCCCCACGGAGCAGCUGGUUUCACCAGAGCCUGAGGUGUAUGCCAUUCAAAGGUCUGAGGUGGAAGAUGAGUUCAUCGUCCUAGCCUGCGAUGGCAUCUGGGAUGUCAUGGCGAAUGAAGAACUUUGUGACUUUGUCAGGUCCAGGCUAGAGGUGACCGAUGACCUAGAGAGAGUCUGCAAUGAAAUAGUUGACACUUGCUUGUACAAGGGGAGUCGGGACAAUAUGAGUGUUGUGCUGAUCUGCCUCCCAGGGGCUCCAAAGGUGACUGCAGAAGCCGUGAAAAGGGAAGCAGAGCUGGAUAAGUACCUGGAGAGCAGAGUAGAAGAGAUCAUAAAGAAGCAGGGAAACGAAGGGGUUCCAGACUUGGUCCACGUGAUGCGUACGUUAGCAUCGGAGAGCAUCCCUAACCUCCCUCCUGGGGGAGAGCUGGCCAGCAAACGAAGCGUUAUUGAAGCAGUGUACAACAAACUCAACCCAUACCGAAGUGAUGACACAGACUCAGCGUCCACAGACGACAUGUGGUAACACAACCCCUACCACUAACACAGCACAGAGUUUACAAACCGUUACCCUCUCAAGACCCCACAGCAGCUCUGUUCAGCAGUCUGUCUCCCCACCACUCUGAGCGUUCCAUUUUCAAGAAGGGAAUAUGAUGGGAGGAGGAGGAGGAGAUGCUCACACACCCCUACACCCCAGAUAGAGCAGCACCAGUCAGCUCUGGAGUUCAGGAUCCCCUCCAUUUUGUCUCACCUUUAUUUUCAGCCCCCCCCCUUAACCUAAAACAUAACUACCGAGUCCAACAGGUUCUUUUUUUUUUUUUUUAUAAUCAGCUAAAACAAUUAUUAUUUUGGGCUGUAGUUAAUUUGAUUCACAUUUCCUUGUGUUUGUAUAUUUCUGUUUUUGUGAAGUGCAAUUGUCCUGUACAAACAGCCUCUAUUUAAUGCAGCUUGAGUUAAUGUAAAAAAAAUGAAAGAACCUUUAUGCACUAUCAGCCUUUUUCCUGCUCUUCUGGAGUUCCAACAAAUGUCUAUUCAGUGAAUAUUACUGUUUGUCCUCCAGGUGAUAUUAUCCUCUUGCUCUUGAUCUUUUUUUAGUUGAAGUCUUUGCUCCUUAAGAAACGGGUAAAUUGUAUAGGUUCACAGCACAGUAAGCUCUCUAAAUUAAACCAUAUAAAUUCUAAUAUCUACAUUUUAUUUUGUUUUCAUACACUUUUUUUCUACACGCUGUAGUAAUAACUAUGGUACUACAGUCUUUCAUUGUGUUUUCUGUCUUUUGGGGGAAAUUAUCUUGUUCAUCUCCUGUAAACAUAACACAACAAAGCAGUUCCUAGAUGCAAAUGAAGAUGAGCUCACCUGACACCUUUUAACACUUGCUGUGUUGGAGAGUGUGUGUGUGCGCGUGUGUGUGCGUGUACUGGCAAGCGUGCCUAGGUGCUUGUGUGCAUGUGUGUGCGCACAUGUGUUUGAAUAGAGGUAGGUCUGUAUAUCUGUAGCUGUUAGCUAAUGUUUGCUAUGGUGGUGCAGAUGGCAAACUCACAUCGGCUGGAGAUUAGGGCAAAUGUUCCUCCAUUACUCCUACAUACCUAUUGGUCACCCCAUCAGUCUUUCAUAUCAGUACGAUACAACCUCUCACUACCCCUCACUUCAGAGCUUUGGAGAACACUGUUUAUGACAGUGGAUGGAUUAAGUUGAUUUAUUGCUAUUUUAACUUUAAUGACAUCUGCCACAACCAGUUUGUAAUUAUUUGUCAGUGACAUAGUUAACCUGUCUACUGACAUGCAGUAAUUUAUGCUAGUCUGAACUUUGACUAGUUUUCAUGUCAUGAGUGUUAGAUUAUUUACUUUGAAUAAACGUAAUAUGUCACAGAUGUACAUAUUUCAGCUUUAUGAAGGCCCGGCAUGCCAAGUGAAGAGAUUCAGUGCAUUGUAUUUGUUGCAAGCCUGCGUUUGGUACUGAGAGGAGUUCAAAUCACAACAUCUAUCUGAUAAUCUGAUUUUACAAGUGUAGAAGUGCUAAUUGUUAGAAACCUUAGUUACCACCAUCAGUCUGAGUGAACCUUCCCUUAACAAUUUCCAAGUGUUUUUUUUUUUUUUAAUUGUUGCUAUAUUCAACUAUACAACCAAGAACAAAUCCACUGAAUGCAAUGAGCUGUCCUAGAGCAUCUUGUAUUUACUCUGAGUCGGUUGGGGGGCUCUCAGUGUAGAGUCCUCAGCCACUGCACCAGGAGCCAGUGCACAAUAUGCUAUGCUGCUAUAGUGUAUGAUUUGAUUUUGCGGUAAAUUUUUCCCUUAAAAAAAUCAAAUCAAUAGUCACAGACUAAAUCUGUAUUUAACACGUAGAUGUAUUUCUUGGCGAGAAAUGUAUUUAUUUUAAACUGCAUUGCUGCAAAUGUAUGUAUCUUUUCUGACCUUUUCAAGGAAUAAAUCAUGUUACUUGAGUUAGAUGCGCGCUUAGCAAGAUACUCUUGUUUUUGGAUGUUUAAUCAAUUAGAAUUGAGCGCUGUAGGUAAAGGUGUCCUUCUAAUCCCAUUGGGCUCUGCUCUGUACUGUUUGUCUAACACAGGUUUUCCCGAACUCUGUCCUGGUACCCCCGAUGCACGUUUAGUUUUUUCCCCCUAGAACUACACAGCUGAUUCAAAUAAUCAAAGCUUGAUGACGAGUUUAUUAUUUUAUUUUUUAUCAGCUGCGUAGUGCUAGGGCAAAAAACUAAACGUGCACCCGGGGGACCCAGGACUGAGUUUGGGAAACACUGGUCUAACACAGGGUAACGUACUGAAUUUAUAGUGUCUCUCUUUAACCAACUUCUGGCAAAAAUCUACCACGUUGACUCCUGAAUUUGAUCCCAAGAUAUACACAGUUUAGAGAUGGUUUGAUAUGUCACCCUUGUUAUAGUAUUUUAUCCAUACCUGCAGUUGUUUAGAAACGAUACGAAGUACGUCUCAGAUUAACUCUUAAAAUAUAUAUAUAGAAAUAUAUAUAUGUAUUUUAUUUUUUUACUUGCCAUAUGGACAGUUGAUGCAGCCUUAAAAGGCUGACAUGUCAAUCAUACUUACACUUUUUGUUAAAGGGUGAACAAGUCUAACAAUGCCUUCAUAAUUAUUACAGAGCAUUUGCAAACUUUUUUUAAAGCAAUGAAGUGACUGAUGAAUGAAUCAGAUGAAGUGAAGUGAUUAUGUAAGCAUUGUUGAGAUUCAAUAUUCCCAUUCAGUUCAACUGUCACAGGUACCCAAGUCACUUUUCCAAAUUGAGAAAGAAAUGUGGUUAAAUUGGUCAAUGUUAAAGUUGUUGUCAUUCUCUACUGUGAUUUUGUGUAAAGGGAACCAAGUUUUAGGAGCACAAAGCGGCGUCAACAACCAUAACACACAAGCCCUAGCUUUUUUAACGUCUGAAUAGUUGUUUAGGAUCUUCCCUUAAGGAGUGCAAACAUUCUGUUACUCUGUUGUCCUUUAUAAGCUAAAGUAUUUUCUACAGAAAUACUACAGUAUGUAUAUAAUUUUUUCAUUUACAAAUGAUGUAACCAAGGAAAAUCUGUCUUAACCUAUUUUGCAGGUUUAUUGUUUUACUGUCAAUGUUUUUUUUAUAAGACUGGAAAUAAAUACAUUUUUAUUUCCAAAAUGCAUUACUUUAAUCUUUAGGUUAGCCAAACAUUUUUCUGUCAUCUGUACAACUCAACACUGAUUUUGUUUAAGGAGUUUGGGAUUUAAGGUUAGCGUUCUGUUAACACACCAGUUUUAAUACGGGCUUCUCGCAUACUGUAGGACUUGCAUAGUGACUGAGGUGUUUAGAGAUGACGCCUUACAUGAACCUGUCAUAUAAUUAUUAUUUAAGCCUCAUAAGGAACAUAUGUAUAUUCCUCUAUAGGGGCCGUAUCUUGAUAUCUCCAUAUGCCAUGUUUGAACCUUUGUGUAAAUCUUACUCCACUUCUGAUUUUAAAAUAGGAUAUGGCUCCAAAAGAAUGCUGGUUUAGGAUGUGUUUGUGCUUUUUAUCAAAAUUUGACUGGUACCAUAUAAGCCGGACCUAAAGUAGAAAUGAAAUUGUCUUUGUUCAAAAGCAUAGCACUUACCAAGCAUCCAAUGUCUUCUUUUUCUUAUUUCCAUAAAACUACAAUACCUCAAAGUUGAUUUGAAGACCUUUUUGUCUAGUAUUGGUUGUUGUUCUAGACCCCCUCUCUGUAGUUUGGCUUUGAAAGCAGUCAUCAGACACUUGGUUGUUGUGACUGUCAGUCUGUGGUCUUGUUAAGACUCAGUUGUCAUGGAGUUGGCCAAACCCAUGUUUAUGUAUUUGACUGAAAUGUGCAAAUUUGAAAUAUUUAAAAUGUGUCCACAGCAAAUUAUAGCUUAUUUUAGUAACUAGUCAAAUCAUUGACCUUACCUUGUACAAAAAAAGAAUGCCCUCAAACCCUUACUUGUGUAAUUUCACCAACUUAUUUCCCUUAUGUGAUAUUCAACCAUUUCAGAGAUCUAGAAUUGUAACAAUGUUCAGGGUUCUAGAAAUGUAAGAUGUGUGAGAGGCAUUUGGUGUAAUUAAAUGACAAUGGUCAAUUAUGCACUGAUUGUCUAUAUUAUCAGCUUUUUCACAAAUAUUAUUCUAGAAAAAAACUAUAAAGCUAUUUACAGGGUGUACCUUUGCUCACCUGGAGCUAGUUCUGUAUCUUCAUACAGUUCAGAGGUAUACCUAGCUGGAGUAAAAUAGAUUUUAAUGCUUGCGCCCAUAUUGUACAUAAUAUUGAUGUACCUCAGUUGUGGUGUUACUGUGUGACCCUUUGGCAGUGGUGGGUUGUGUCCCCUUAAAUAGGGGACCUGAACCCCAUGUUGCUGACCUUUUCAGCUCACUAAUAAGCUCACCGAUUUGCCUUACCCAAUCUAACUCUACCCCCUAAAGUACUUGUUCAUUGGAACACUUCAAGGAGUAGUGCUGACACUACCUUGUAACUGAGAAAUUUCAAAUAGUGUUUCCAAGUUAGGGUACUUGUCUACAAAGUGGCAUACUAUGUUGGUAGUCACAUGGUACACCUUUUCAUUUCUGGUUUGUAUUAAAAACAAAUGUUACCUUGUUGAAUCUUUGAAAUAUUAUUUAAUUGCUCACUCCUGCAGAUGAUGUCAUACUUUGAGCAAAUGCAAGUGUUUAACAAUUGGGUAACCUUGUAAACAUUAGAAAUGUGUUCCAUGUUCUGCUAUAUUUAUGAAUGCAUUCAAGAAUAGCUUUAGAGUGCUGUAGAUAAGUAUUGUCUGUUGAUUCAACUGCUUCUCAGAGGCCUCUGUGAUUGACUACAAAGUUCAAUGACUGUAUAUUUUGUAUUAUGUUCUAGCUCCAAAGGAAAGACAAAAUAAAAUGUUAAAGCUUUGUUCCCUGAACUAUACUGUACUAUUUGUGUUGAGUUGAUUGAACAAAAUGCAUUCCUUGCUUGUGAAUUUAUGCAUUUUCUCUCCUCUUUCCCUGAACUUCUGUCCUUCUUUCUUUCAUUUGUUUGCCUUUUGAAGUUUGAAAUAAAAUGUAUAGUUUGCAGAAUGUAUCACUAAAUAAAUGGGUUGUUAUCUUCUAUA